UUUCUUUCGUGUCACAGCCCUUCUCUUUCUAGUAUACCAUGUUUGCCGUCCUCCGCCAACGAAUCAUUUCUACCAAACAAGGUAAAGCUUUCACUAAUAAGACAAGGAAACAAAAACGAGACUGACAGUGGUUUCAUGCCAUCUAGUACGCAGCUUUAGCUCUACCGGAAGAAGCAACUUACGAUUCAUCUUUCUCGUACAUGACCAGACCGACAAAGAUGCUCUGAGCCGCAGAAUGGCUGUUAGACAAAAGCAUUUAGAAAUUGCUUUGCCGGACAAGCGAUCUGGUUAUAUUGUGACAGGUGGAGCCAUUCUGGAUUCUCACGACUCAAAGAACAUGAUUGGUAGCUCUAUGGUGAUAGAAGGCAAUAGUGAGAAGGAAGUUUGGGAUCGUCUCCAAAGCGAUAUCUAUUGCACUGGUAAUGUCUGGGACAUGAGAACAGCUCAACUGAUCCCUAUAGUUGAUGGCUUCAAAGAUCUUAAAUAAAGCUUAGUAACUGUACGUGUAUAUCGUACAUUAUGGUUAGCAACAAUAAAUCGAGUAUUACCAAAUGGCUGUACUUCCAUCGCAUGCAAGUGACUGCUCAAAGUAAAGUGAAGGG
This is a messenger RNA of Umbelopsis ramanniana AG, 602 nucleotides long. RefSeq lists its product as uncharacterized. The transcript has 3 exons. NCBI's taxonomy places the organism in Eukaryota, Fungi, Mucoromycota, Umbelopsidomycetes, Umbelopsidales, Umbelopsidaceae. Bases 236 to 487 code for a protein of 83 amino acids. The record is from RefSeq and is a predicted model, not a curated record.